This is a messenger RNA of Solanum lycopersicum (tomato), 1019 nucleotides long. RefSeq names its product 21 kDa protein. The record is from RefSeq and is a predicted model, not a curated record. Lineage: Eukaryota; Viridiplantae; Streptophyta; Magnoliopsida; Solanales; Solanaceae. Gene Ontology annotation, molecular function: enzyme inhibitor activity. Gene Ontology annotation, biological process: negative regulation of catalytic activity.
UCAGCAAAACAGAAUUCCCGUUUCAGAUUCGUGUUUUCACAAAACUGCGCCCACCCCUACGACCUACGAGGAAUGUCCUUGGCAGCACGCCAGAAACACAUACAUGAACUCGCAUAAUAAUUAACCGUUUUUUAAUUUAAUAAUAUCCACAAAACUUUUCUAUAAAUUCAGAAUAUCCCCCAUCCCUAAAUUCACUAUCACUCAAUUAAUUAUUUUAGUUAUCGAGAGAUGACAGGUGGUUAUUUUUUCACAUAUUUUCUUAUUUCAAUUGCGUUGAUAAUUUCUUCUAAUAAUUCGAAUUCAGUUUCCGCCGCAAGGCCAGCAUCGGGAGAAACAAAUACGGAUUUUAUCCGAACCUCCUGUAAGUCAACCACUUAUCCAACUCUGUGUUUCAGUUCAUUAUCAAGCCGUUCAAGUGCUAUUGGAGUUUCUCCACAACUUUUAGCCCAUGAAUCUCUCUCCGUUAGCCUCGAAACAGCUCAAUCAACCUCCGCUAUGAUGUUGAAAUUGUCACACAGUCAAGGCAUGACGCCCAGAGAAGUAGGCGCCAUGCGUGACUGUGUGGAGGAAUUAAGUGACGCAGUGAGUGGAAUUAAAAAAUCUUUAGGGGAAAUGAAGGAAUUGAAGGGAAAAGAUUUUGAUUUGAAAAUGAAUGAUAUUCAAACAUGGGUGAGUGCCGCCUUGACGGACGAGGACACGUGUACCGAAGGGUUCGCCGGAAAAGUGAUGAACGGGAAAGUUAAAACAGUGGUGAGAGGAAAAAUACUUGAAGUUGCUCAGUUGACAAGUAAUGCUUUGGCUUUGAUCAACAGACUUGCUGCCAUUCACGGAUAAAGUGUAAUUAAUUUAUUAAUUAAAACAUACAAUUAAGUAUAUAAAUAUGCAUAUAUGUUUUUAAUGAAUCUUCAUUUAGAAAAAAGUUUAGUUAAUUCAUGAUCAGUUCAUUGCUGUAAUGUAUUAGAUAAGAUGUUUUGUUUGUGAUGAAUUUCUUAAAUGAAAAUGUUCCGUUGCAUGCAUAA